This is a messenger RNA of Brugia malayi, 858 nucleotides long. RefSeq lists its product as uncharacterized. The transcript has 6 exons. The record is from RefSeq and is a predicted model, not a curated record. Lineage: Eukaryota; Metazoa; Nematoda; Chromadorea; Rhabditida; Onchocercidae. The coding region runs from base 1 to 858 and encodes 285 amino acids.
AUGGAAGGUAUCCAAGCUGUUUUUAAUUACUUGAAAAGGGAACCUGUAAUGUUUAAUGCAUUACACGAAUUUGUAAAGGAAACUAUUCAAUUUGAGCGAUCGCUCAUAAACCUCUUGGACACAGUUCAAACGAAAUUGGACGAAAUGAAAGAGCUUAGUGCUCAAGAAGAAAUGGAAGAGGAUGCGGUAUCUCAGGAGCCGACAUUUGAUGAAAAUGAAGCAGAGUCGGCCCCUCUGCCGGAAAAUGAUAAUGAGACCGAGAAUUGGUCAUACGAAGCAGAGUGGGCCCCUCUGCCAGAAGAAGACAAUGAAAACGAAGAGCCUGAGGUACACGCGGCAUCAAUGGAGACGAGUGGAAUUGAGGAACGGAUUGAAUCGGUCCGUGAACUCGUCCUGAGAACAAGGACGAUCAAAAUCCCGGUCCUCGCCACUCAGCAUGUAUUGGCUGCGGCACCACCGGAACAAUACCGUCCCGCUGACCUAGGGGACUUACCGGAACAGCUCCGAAGGGAGUUGCAAGUGCCGCAGGCAGUGCCAUACACGGUGCAUCAAGAAGGCGAAAUCAAUCGCAUCGUGUGCGGUAUCUGCAAUAGGCAGUUCGACACGUUAAAAGGGUGGCGUAUCCAUGCUUCGAGGAUACACAAGCAGGACGGUUUUUGCGCCCGGUGUGGCCAUAAUCUUCUGCUGCCACCCGAAUAUACGGCCGCACAGCGAAAAGCUGCCGUAGAACUUCAUGCCCUCGAUUGGUGCCCGAGGGCAUGUGCGGCCGUAAUGAGCGAAAGGCAGGUAAAGCGCCGUAGACUAGAUCUUGUGGGGAGACAAGAGGAUACGCAUCACCUCUUCGUUCCAGGCCAAUGA